AGCCUUUUAUUGCGCUUGUCCUAAGAAGCAGUAGUAGUAGUGCCGAUUUUGGGUAGUUCUAUUGUCUACGAUCCUAGAGAGCAAAAGUGCGUUACAGUCUGCCAGAUAGCCGCGUUGUGUGGUGGCUUAGUUGACUGUGGCGCCUGAUGUAGCCUGAUUGGACGCGGUGUGUUGCAGGUGAUGUUUGCUUGAUGUAGACAACAUUCAACAUUACAACCGGCCUCAUGCUUUCUUCGCAGCCUCAACCACUUCCUCAACUGAGUCCCUUGGAGCUCUCUCUGCAAAUCAAAUCGUUCUUGAGUGGUACAGAUCCACAGCAUGGUCAUAAAUUGAGUCCACGUGACCAUGCCCGCUGCUCCCUUCUGCUUCUACAGUGUCUGCCUCCUGCCCGACAUGCAGUGCUUGAACACUUGCGUACUGUGUUUCAUGACAGUGUUUCCUCUUUUUUGAGUGAGCGUGACUCUCAGGAUGCACUCCCACCAUCAUCUUCAUCUCAGCGCAGGCCACCUCCACCUCCAUCUACACAAGGACUGGAUGAAGUUACACUUGAAGUUCAGAGGGUUCUGGAAGAGUUCAUCAAACUUAACCCUCGGGCAUGGGCUCCUCUUAUAUCUGCUUGGUCUAUAGAGCUCAUGGGACAGCUUAGCAGUAAACAUGCAGGUAGACAGGGGAUGCCACACUCUGCAAGCCUCAAUGAAUUGCUGCAGUUAUGGAUGUCCUGUGGUGCCACUCGUGUGCUUAUGGAUAUCUACACCCACUGCCUGUCCACCAUGAUUGGUAGCUGUCCAGAUGCUUGUGUUGAUGCCCUGCUGGACACUUCUGUUCAGCAUUCACCUCACUUUGACUGGGUUGUUGCUCAUAUUGGAAAUUCAUUCCCUAGUACAAUAAUUAGCCGUGUUCUUUCAUGUGGCCUGAAGGAUUUCUGUGCACACAGCUCCCCAACUGAUACCGCUGACAAGCGUGUGCCAAAGUUGGGCUCUGUUGUUGGAAUCCUGGGGCACCUUAGUUCCCGCCAUGGGCAAAGCAUCAGACAGGAAAUUCUGAGAAUGUUCCAUGAAAGUUUAAGACCUGGAAGUAAGCAGCAGCGGGCGACCUUGCCAUACCUUCUUCAGUUGGCAGCCCUUUCCCCAUCCCUGUUGGGUACUGUAUGCCAGGAUCUGGUUGAUUCUCUAAAGCCUGCUACAUUAUCCCAGCUACAGCAGCACUGCUCCACUUUGCCUCGUGAAGAGCUGGACAACAUGUUGAACCUGAGUGUGCACCUUGCUUGUCAGACAUCUGCAGGUGCCCCUCGUCUUUUGCGAUUUCUUCUGGACACUGCUAUGCCUGCUUCUGUUAUAACUACACCAGGCUUGGCAGUGCAUGAUUCUGUGAGAGAGGCCUGUGAUCGCAUUGUGCGUUUACUACUUCUUAGCUUACAGAAACAAGUGUAUGGGAGGCCUGGGUCAAGGGGAACUUCUGAAGUACAGCCACGAGCUGUACCAUUUCUAGAAGCCAUGAGAGGACAUCUUCCUGAGCUCUGUGCUGAGAUGUUACGUUUAGAAAGAAAACGGCACCUCUGGAUUCACCAACUGAUUGGGCUACUUUGUAUAUACAGCAGCCCACCGUGUUCCUCUGAAGCUCUCUGCAUAUUGCUCACUUUAGCUCAGAGCUCUGAAGAGCUUGGACUUGCAGUGCAACUGCAUGCAGUUUUGUCUUCCUCUGUACAAGGAUUGGCACAAGCAGCAGUUACUCGAAGUGUGGCUCAGAUACAUGCAGGAGCCUUGACUGAUAAAUGUGCACUUCAGCUACUUCAGAAUUUGGCACUAGUUGUACAGUGUGAAGAGGGAAGCAUGGGUAGGGAGGUAGGAAUGGCACUCUCAGAGUACCUCUCUGAUUUUGGGCAGUUGCUGCUUCACAGUGAACCUGGAGUUUGUGAAGCAGCCUGUAUCUUGCUAUGCUCUUGUCCCUUACCAACCUCUAUACCUCCUUCUCAACUCCAUAUUCUGAUUCGUUCUUCUUCCCAUUUUCUCUUCCGCUCCAUGCAUAUUCGCAGUUCCUCAGGGGUCAGCAGUGCUUCUCGUCUCCUUCUGCGGCUCUGCAGAGUAUCAUCUGCUGGAAGGAAAGCUGUAUUGAACCAGCUAGUGGAAGGUGCUUUACAUGAGGGAAAUGCAGGUUUGUUUGGAGGAAACAGGCCUUCAUCCACUGGACCUAGACUGGGUAAUGAUACUGCCUCUUUGUUAGAAAGCAACAGUCAUCUAGGGUCAGCUGUGGACUUUUCAGGUAGUGUGUGGUCUGUAUUUCAUGCAGGUGUAAUUGGGGCAGGGCUCAAGCCAGAAGAGAAUAGUAAACAGCUUGGGGAAGAGGAAUGUACUGAAAAUACGCAAAGCUUGCUCUCUCUUCUCUGCCAUUGCUGUGCCAGGAAAGGAGAGGAUGGGGGACAAUCAACUACGUUAGACCCUGAGGCAGCCAAAACACUGGCAGUAACACUGACUGAAAAUGCUUGUCCUGAUGUCACAAAUAGUGAACUUGCUUGGCCUCCAGAAGAUCAUGCACGCACCACAGUGCAGAGAGACCUACUCAUCUACAAAUGCUUUUGUCAAAACCCUCUACUGUUUCAGCUUCUCCACUUGAUUGCACAAGGUCGGCCUGCACUUUGCUAUUGCUCAGUGCUGCUUAGAGGACUUUUGGCUGUACUCCUGGCAUAUUGGGAGGCAUCUCGUCAUCAGGAUUCUGUGAGCUCUUCUUGGCACUUAAAGGCAUCCUGUGAGUUGGUGUCCUGUAUGGGAGAAGGACAGCUGCUACCCCCUGCACUUACAAACAUGCAUGAGAUGUUUUCUCUCCUUGCUCCGUUUGAGGUCCGUCUUUUACUCCUCAGUGUUUGGGACUUCAUACAAGAAAACGGCCCAUUUCCACAAAGAUUUGUCUUUCAGUCAGGAAGAGGGAUAUUUACUAGAGACUUUUCCAGAGAAGGUGAUCCAGCAAAGUACAUGAGCAUUGUUCAUAGCGUCUUACAUCGUAAUGUUGAUCGAUUGGGGCUGCUUUCGGGGAGAUUCCAGCUGUAGGUUAUUUAUACAGACAUUUUUACAUAUGUCUUAGCAUGCUUGAUUGGUUUAUGCCUUAAAUACAUAAUAUGCCAAAACAUGUCUAAAAAAACAUAGUUGUAUAAUAAAAAAUGCUCCUUUGUGUAAAAAA
Molecule: messenger RNA, 3171 nt
Organism: Xenopus tropicalis (tropical clawed frog)
Lineage: Eukaryota; Metazoa; Chordata; Amphibia; Anura; Pipidae
Gene: ints5
Product: integrator complex subunit 5
Exons: 3
Coding region: 225-3041 (938 amino acids)
Cellular component (GO): integrator complex
Source: RefSeq, a predicted model, not a curated record